CGGACGGUUUCUCUCAGGCUUCUCAAUUCCUCUCUCGAGCCCAUAUUGCACGGACGGUCUCGAUCGCGAGCACGUUGCGGCCGCUGGAAAUGCGCGGGUCACCUGUUCGACGUAAUUCCUGAGCGAGAAAUAAGCAUCCAAGAACCCGGCGGGUCGGCGAAAAAAGAGAGCAAUUCAGGAUCUGCAACACGAUCGCGGGGCUAGCAAUCGAUAUGUGGAAGCGGGUCUCUACGCUUUCUCCAUUUCUCUUUUCCUCCAAAUCGACCUCGCUCGCCCGGGCAGGUCAUGGAUGGAACGCAUGCGGAUCACCUGCUAUGGACUUGCCAUUUUCGGUAAACUAUGCAAGCUCCCUCAGAGAUAAAACCCCUUUCAUCACUUUCGUCUUGGGUGGCCCCGGUAGUGGCAAAGGUACUCAAUGUGAAAAGAUUGCCGAGACAUUUGGGUUCACCCACCUCAGUGCUGGAGAUUUGUUAAGGAAGGAAAUGAAUUCCAACAGUGAAGAACGAACUACCAUCCUCAACAUAAUCCAAGAUGGCAAGAUUGUCCCUUCAGCUGUGACUGUCAAACUGAUUAUGAAAGCCAUGGAAUCUAGUGAUAGCGAUAAGUUCUUGAUUGAUGGGUUCCCACGUACUGAGGAGAACAGAAUUGCAUUUGAACAAAUUAUUGGGCUAGAACCAAAAGCCGUGCUGUUUUUCGAUUGUCCAGAAGAAGAGAUGGUGCAAAGAGUGUUAAACCGUAACCAGGGGCGAGUUGAUGACAACAUAGAUACAGUCAAGAAGCGUCUUAAAGUGUUCGAAACAUUGAGUCUUCCUGUUAUUGACUACUACUCCAAGAAAGGGAAACUGCACAAGAUAAACGCCGUGGGAGAUGCAGAUGAGAUUUUUGAACAAGUUCGUGCUGUUUUUGACGCGCCAGAGGUGACUAUUUGAUUGUUUACCCUUAUUGUUGACUGGUUCAUCUUUUGGGGGGCUGGUGAAUGAUGAUAUCUACCGAAGGCAAGUGGAUAAACCCAAACCACACAAUCUAGUGGGCAAUCCCAAGGAUUGGCGAGGGACAAAAUUUGAAGGCUGGCUUGGCUGAUGGUAUCCUACAUAUUUCUAGACUAUGUACAGAAACAAGAGCCAGUGCCCUUUCUUUACAACUCUCUCGCUUGCCUUUUCGUCCCCCGUGUGUAUAACAACGUCGCACGAGGUGCUAACACUUGAACCAAAUGGUUCCACAAUAGAACCCCAAAUUGUUC
This is a messenger RNA of Linum trigynum, 1240 nucleotides long. Lineage: Eukaryota; Viridiplantae; Streptophyta; Magnoliopsida; Malpighiales; Linaceae. The record is from the annotation of a GenBank genome assembly.